AUGCCAAUUUUUGAAAAACGUGUAAAAUAUAUGCAAUACAAUUUGUUUUACACGUUUUUCAUUUCUGGCAUUUCUAAAAAUUGUGUGUCACAAUAAAUAACAAUUUUCCCUUCUAUUUUUCAUAUUUCUGAAUAUUUUCAGCAUCAAUCGGUUCAGCUUUCGCUGCUCCAUUCCACCGCCGUGCAUUUGUUUCUGAGGUUUAUUCUGACACAAAUCAAGGAAAAGUCAAGUAUGGAAACAUCCGAUUUGCUCAAGGAGAUUGUACUUUUGUCGUUGAUGUUGCGUUCAAAUGUGCUCGUCAAAACCACUCAAAUAUCAAAAAUGUUUUCCCGAAAUUUGCAAUUCAACUCGAAGUCGAAGGAUUUGGUGGAAUCGCUAUCCAUUGUGUUUGCUCAUCCGCUUUGUCGCUCAACCAUUCACAAACCACUAACUAUGUGUUUUCACAAACCACUAACUAUAUCCAAUGA
This is a messenger RNA of Caenorhabditis angaria, 467 nucleotides long. The record is from the annotation of a GenBank genome assembly. NCBI's taxonomy places the organism in Eukaryota, Metazoa, Nematoda, Chromadorea, Rhabditida, Rhabditidae.